AAAUUGCAACAAACCCUCAGCUCAGCCCCGCAGGCUCUUAGGCCGUACUUCAAAAUGGGCUUUUCCUAUUUAUAUCUUAACGAAAAUAAGGCCCAUUACUUAUCUACUCUAGAAUCGGCAAAGUUAAAAAGUCCGAUUGUUAUCCGCCGUCGGAAGGUUAAAAACUCGAAACCACACUGAAGAAAACCGAUUUGCUCUGUGUUCGAAGAAAAAUGGAGAUUCAGACGGCUGAGGUAGCAAACAAUCCAGAAACCGAGGAUACAAUCGAGUCAACCAAACAAAAUCAACCCGAGGAGGAAGUAGAGCAUUGCUACGAGCAGAAGCAAGCGCUAGAAGAAGAAGAAGAGGAAGACGAAUUGAGAAGUAUGCUGCUUUCAGAUAUAGGAGAGCUUCCUCUUUCUCCACCUUCAGCUACACAAGUCAACUUUGUUUCUUACUUCAUCACAGAUUUCACGAAACCGGGUCAUGAUCAGUAUAUCUACCGUCACGCUAAUGGUUUGUGUGUGAUUGGAUUAGCUCCUACGCAUGUAGCUUUCAAGGACGAAGGUGGGAUCACUAACAUUGAUUUCAAUGUUGGCAAGUCUGAUCGUAGCGUCUUGAAAGUCUCCGGCAAGCGUAAAAAGAAUGCUAUGCGCUCUGAAUCGAAUACAGCAUUGUGCAAAGUUUCCACUGCUAAAGAUUCUUAUAUUGUCAGGUGUUGCGUUAAAGGUUCUCUCUUGGAGGUGAAUGAGAGAUUAAUCAACCAACCUCAGCUUCUCAAUUCAUCGGGAAGGAUAUAUUGCGAUAAUCAUGCCAAGACCUGCAGAUUGGACCAAAAACAAGGAGUCACUGAUAACCUUGGAGGAAUAUAAAGAAAAGAAAGAGUUGUCUCUAUGAUAAAGUUUGCUGAAACCACGGUUGAUCUCUUUGGAAUCCGUGUGUGCUAUGAAGCUGAUGCGUUUGGUUUGCUAAAAAAACUUGGAGGUUUAUCUUCAGUAUUCAUAAAUCUGUUGUGUUGUGUUUUAACUUUUUAUCUGACAACAAUUUUGAAAGCAAAGAUCAUUUUGGUCUUCUAUAUACUAUGAUGUUCUUCAUGAAA
Messenger RNA from Raphanus sativus (radish), 1078 nucleotides. RefSeq lists its product as uncharacterized. The transcript is spliced from 6 exons. The record is from RefSeq and is a predicted model, not a curated record. The coding region runs from base 213 to 851 and encodes 212 amino acids. Lineage: Eukaryota; Viridiplantae; Streptophyta; Magnoliopsida; Brassicales; Brassicaceae. Gene Ontology annotation, cellular component: nucleus.